AUGCGCUCCGUCCCCCCCUUAAAGGGCCAGCGCGUCCCCGCCGGGGCCUCCGCCUCCCGCAGCCAUUCUUCAACCCCAAGUCAUCACCCGGACGCUGGGAGGUGUGCCCCGCGCGGUCACUCCAUGGCGGGGAGUGGUCCGCGGCGGCGGCGGCGGCACUGCCUCGAGCAGAAGGAGCAGCAGGAGAGGCUGCGGGAGGCCGCGGCCUUGGGGGACAUUCGGGAGGUGCAGAAACUGGUGGAGAGCGGGGUGGAUGUGAACUCCCAAAAUGAGGUCAACGGCUUGACCUGUUUACAUUGGGCGUGUAAACACAGUCAUGGUCAGGUGGUCUCUUACUUACUGAAAUCGGGAGCUGACAAAGAGAUUCUUACCACAAAGGGAGAAAUGCCCGUCCAGCUAACAUCAAGAAGAGAAAUUAGGAAGAUUAUGGGAGUGGAAGAUGAUGAUGGUGACAGCGACGAUCACCCCCAGCUGAAGAAGGAGUCAGAACUGCCCUUCGUUCCCAACUAUCUGGCCAGCCCAGCCUUCCCUUUUAUCUGUAUACCUGCAUCAGAGGAUUCAGCCCAGCUACAGAAUGGGGCCCUCCGCGCCUCCUGCAUCACCCCCUGCAGGUGGCUCGCCUCCGUUCCUGCCCCUGGAGAAGUUCCCCUGCUUCAGCCCUUUCCGUGGGACCACACCUCGUUGGCACUGGUUCAGAACGGGGAUGUGUCUGCCCCCUCUGCCAUACUUAGAACACCAGAAAGCACAAAACCGGGUCCUGUUUGUCAGCCACCAGUGAGUCAGACUCUAUCCCUGUUCUGUACUGUCCCAUCCAAGCCACCAAUGUCUCUGGAGCCUCAAAAUGGGACAUAUGCAGGACCAGUGCCAGCAUUCCAGCCAUUUUUCUUCACUGGAGCAUUUCCAUUUAAUAUGCAAGAGCUGGUACUCAAGGUGAAGAUUCAGAACCCAUCUCUUAGAGAAAAUGAUUUCAUUGAAAUUGAACUGGACCGACAGGAGCUCACCUACCAAAAGCUGCUCAGAGUGAGUUGCUGUGAGCUGGGUGUUAAUCCUGGUCAAGUGGAGAAGAUCAGAAAGCUACCCAAUACUCUGGUAAGAAAGGACAAAGAUGUUGCUCGACUCCAAGAUUUUCAAGAGCUGGAACUGGUUUUAAUGAUAAGUGAAAAUUUUCUGUUCAGAAAUGCUGCAUCCACACUGACUGAAAGGCCUUGCUACAAUAGGAGAGCUUCAACACUGACUUACUAA
This is a messenger RNA of Rangifer tarandus platyrhynchus (Svalbard reindeer), 1242 nucleotides long. The record is from the annotation of a GenBank genome assembly. Lineage: Eukaryota; Metazoa; Chordata; Mammalia; Artiodactyla; Cervidae.